Molecule: messenger RNA, 1077 nt
Organism: Sabethes cyaneus
Lineage: Eukaryota; Metazoa; Arthropoda; Insecta; Diptera; Culicidae
Product: m-AAA protease-interacting protein 1, mitochondrial
Exons: 4
Coding region: 14-838 (274 amino acids)
Biological process (GO): protein insertion into mitochondrial inner membrane from matrix; inner mitochondrial membrane organization
Cellular component (GO): mitochondrial inner membrane
Molecular function (GO): ribosome binding
Source: RefSeq, a predicted model, not a curated record
UAACGAGAUUACAAUGUUCUCUUAUCACCGCACUCAAAAAUUAAUACAAAUUUCGCGAUUUGUGCAUAGUUUUCCUUGUAAAUCAAAACCGGAGUUUCUGUGUUCGGCGUCGUUUGUCGCCAGGUUUAACGCUGAUUGUAAGCAAAGAAAUAAUGAACCAUUGUUUCCAGUUGCCAGUUUCAUCGGCGUCAACCACCGGCGAAACUAUUCCGAUAUUAGUAAAAAUGACACCCCUCCUAAAAAACCGCGCAGCCUUCCGCAGCUGAUGGACUUCCCGGAGCUGAUAUGGCCAUCAGUGGUAAAGUCAGUAAAGAACUGGAUCAUGGUUCACUUCAUUAUCAGACCGUACUUCGACCGAGAGUUUAAUCUUCCGGACUUCAUUCGAGGGGCCAAGCAGGCCUUACAGAUAGUUUCAGCAUCCUUGGCCGGCGGAGAGCUUAAAAAUCUUGAAGGGUUGGUUGACCGAAUGGUGUUAAAUGAUUUGAAAAGUUCAAUUGGAAAAAUGUCCGUUGCACAGCGUUACGAUCUGAUGAUAAACAAAGAGGACAUUUACUUCUCUUUUCCUUACCAGGUUGGUGUAAUGUUUGAUGAAGAGGACGAAGAAAGUCAGAAGCGAUUUGUUGAAAUCACCAUGGUAUUCCACGUGCUCAAAGGUUUGAAAGGGAUGGUCGAGCGAGGUGAACCUAUUCCACUGAAUAUUGGAGUGAUGCCCGAAUACCGAGACAAAAUUAGUAUCUGCAACUAUCGGUUUAUCAAAGAGUUUACGAAAGGUGUCGAGUCAGACUGGACGAUCAACGUGGUAAAUCACUUCAAGCCAAGCGAUUUUGUGGAUGAAUAACGGUUCACCGCUAAAGAAUGAUAUGAACAGAUGUUCAUCGGUAGUGUGUGCUAUCUUGUGUGUUAUGAGGAUAAAAAAUUGAAAUCUUUAUGAGCUGGUGUAUUCAAUUAAUUUGUGCACUACGUUAUUAAUAUUUGUUUAUUGUUUGUCAGGUAUGACUAGGUACUAUUUUUGACAGGCGUCUAUCAUUACUGUGAUUUUUUGUGUUUUAUAACCUACAAGACCAAUUUAUCGACAAA